AUGAAGGAUUUCUGUGUUCAAGAAGUAUUCUGUAACUGUCCCAGCGGAUGGUCAAGAUACGAACAAUCAUGUUACCACGUCAGUAGAGAUUCAGCAUCGUGGGCAGAAGCCAUGAAAAUGUGUGAAAUACACGGGAGUUUCCUUGCAAGCAUUGAAACUGUUGCUGAAGACCAGUACAUGAAAACCCUACUUGGAGCUCAACGUCAUACUUCAAGCUUUUGGUUAGGUGGAUCAGAUUGGGACAACGAAGGAGAAUGGAAAUGGGAACCACAUGCAAUUCAAAUGAAUUUCACUAACUGGCACAAAGGACAACCAGACAAUAGUGGAGGCAAAGAGCAUUGUUUAUCUGUACACAGAUCCUACCGUUACGAGUUUGUCGAUAACAACUGUCACGAUUCACAACACUAUUUGUGUGAAAAAACGGACACCAGUAGCACAGAAACAGAGGUUCUUGGAAAAUGAUAACAUAUUAUUAC
Messenger RNA from Mytilus trossulus (common blue mussel), 476 nucleotides. Its product is annotated as perlucin-like. The record is from RefSeq and is a predicted model, not a curated record. The coding region runs from base 1 to 462 and encodes 153 amino acids. The transcript is spliced from 5 exons. Lineage: Eukaryota; Metazoa; Mollusca; Bivalvia; Mytilida; Mytilidae. Gene Ontology annotation, molecular function: signaling receptor activity.